GGUUAUUGUUCUGGUGAGACAAAGUGCACGGUGAGGUGCAAGCGAACUGCGAGAACGUGUGAAAACCAGAGAAGCUUUUCCUGUCUCACGUCCUGUCGAACGCUCAUCUGCUGCAGUCAGCUUGCGCCCCUUAGAGCACACGUGCGCGGGGAGACAACGAUGGACCAGGAGGGGAUGCCGGUCCGGUGUAUUUACUACGGGAGGAUCGGAAGCGAGGCCACGGAGAGGCUGCUGGAGAGAUUCGGACACGACGGCAGCUUCCUGCUGAGGGACAGCGAGACGGUGCAGGGGGCCUACUGUCUGUGUGUGAGGAAAGCGCCGUUUGUGCACACCUACAGGCUUGUACGCUCUGCCAACGGCUGGUGUCUUCAGGAUCCACGAGUCCGCCCGCAGAGUUUUGGGACUCUGGAAACCCUGAUAGAGAAUUACAGAAGGGGUGAUGUCGCCGUGGCUCCCCUCACAGAACCACUGGACAAAACACAGCUACAACACAGCAGCUUUGAACAAGAGUGUUUCUACAUGGAAAUGUGAAUCAGCAGCAGCUGUGUCUAUUGACGGCAUUUCUUUAGCGUGGCUAGACCAACGCCAUUAAUCAGGGGGACUAACAAGAUGGAGGAAACCGGCAUUUUGUGGAACAGCAAGGGCCUGUGUGUUCUGUCCGUCAUAUCUUCUCAAAUUUAUUUGAUUUCUUCCUGUGUCUCUUUAGUAUCAGUUUUAAAAAGCUACUGUAGUGAAUGCAAACUGUGUACAUUUUACUCAAAUUUAAAAAGUGUGUGGGAGCAUAGUCUUUUUGUAAAAUAAUAGAUUAGAUACAAUUUCUGAUGCUGUUGUAUUAAUAUGUUUGUGUCAUGUAAGAAAGACAUCAUGUGUCACCAUGUUGUCUUUCUGCUUGGGGAAGUCACGUUUGAGUACAGUGAUCUAUUUGAUCCGUGCGGUUUGUCGGCACAUGUUUUAUUUUAUCUUAUCCGACGCCACAUGUGGCAGAACAGAGGAACCUGUGCAGAACGAUACAGGAAAUGUAGCAAUGCAGGAAAGGCACGUCUUAAAAUCUCAUCAUGCCUCUACCAUCCUUUCAUUCAUUGUUGCAAUGCAGUCUUCUUCUUUGGCGAUAUCCAACCUCUCCAGGUCUGACAAUACUGGUCACUCUCUGUUAAUGCAAAAAAAAUA
Messenger RNA from Cyclopterus lumpus (lumpfish), 1167 nucleotides. Its product is annotated as SH2 domain-containing protein 1A-like. The record is from RefSeq and is a predicted model, not a curated record. The coding region runs from base 160 to 531 and encodes 123 amino acids. Lineage: Eukaryota; Metazoa; Chordata; Actinopteri; Perciformes; Cyclopteridae. The transcript has 4 exons.